GGAUGGUGGGUGGGUAGGUGGGUUUGGCGUGAGAGUGAAAUUUGCGGAUGAGUCGGUUGAGUGUGCGAGCGAGUCGGUGGUUGAGUUGGGUGUACAGCGAGCGAGUCAAUGAGCAUGGUGAAUGAGCGAGCCGCUUCCCCGUCCGUCUUCUCCCCUUUACCUCCAACCACCGACGCCGCCACCACAUCCAACAGCAGCAUCAGCAGCGGCAAGCAAGCGGCAGUACCAUCAUCAGCAGCAGUAGCAGCAGCAGCAGCCGCCACUGCUGCUGCUACCGGCUGCUCCCGCUGAGGCUCAGGGAGUCGCCAUGCCCGGGCGAUUCGGCCUCCUGGCGGCUCUUCUGCUGGUGGGAGCGAUGCUCUUCGUGGAGCAUCAGAUCAGGAAGCUGGAGCAGGCGAGGGCCAAGCUGGAACGCGUGAUCGCGCGGCGAGAGGCGCAGAGCUCCGAGUCUCAACUCGCCGCCGAACAUCGGCAGCUUCAGCAGCCGCAGCGGCUACUCCUGCCGCCGACGCAACCCGAGGCGGCCCUGGCGGCUGCGGCAGCUGCGGCCUCCGCACCCGCCCAGCCGCCUGCUGACGACAACAACGACGUGGUGAUCGUGUACAACCGCGUGCCGAAAACGGGCAGCACUUCCUUCACCAACGUGGCGUACGACCUGUGCGGGCGCAACUCGUUCCACGUGCUGCACAUCAACACCACGCGCAACAGCCCCAUCAUGUCUCUGCACGACCAGGCCAAGUUCGUGAGCAACGUCACGACGUGGAAAGAAAUGAAGCCGGGCUUCUAUCACGGCCAUCUGUCCUUCAUUGACUUCACCAAGUUCGGCGUCAACAGGAAGCCAAUCUACAUCAACGUGGUGCGCGAUCCUAUCGAGCGUCUUAUCUCCUACUACUACUUCCUGCGCUUCGGGGACGACUACAGACCGGGCCUGCGGCGGCGCAAGCAAGGCGACAAGAAGACGUUUGACGAGUGCGUGCGCGAGGGCGGCUCUGACUGCUCGGCGGAAAAACUCUGGCUCCAGAUUCCCUUCUUCUGUGGCCACAGCUCGGAGUGCUGGAACCCGGGCAACCGCUGGGCCCUGGAGCAGGCCAAGACGAACCUUCUGAGCGAGUAUCUCCUCGUGGGUGUCACCGAGGAGCUGGAGGACUUCAUCAUGCUGCUCGAGGCCGCGCUCCCACGCUUCUUCAAGGGCGCCACGUCGCACUACCGCAGCGGGAAGCGGUCGCACCUGCGACGCACCGUGGAGAAGAAGCCCCCAAGCAGGGAGUCGAUCCAGCGGCUGCAGCAGUCGCGCGCGUGGCAGAUGGAGAAGGAAUUCUACGAGUUUGUGCUCGAGCAGUUUCAGUUCGUGCGCGCGCACGCGGUGCUUGAGCGCGGCGGGGAGCUCUUCCCGCUCGCGCAGAACUACUUCUACGAGAAGAUCUACCCGCGCCACCGAGAAUUCCACGGUGACAGAAGAAAAGCGGCGGUAUUGCAGCAGCAGCAGCAGCAGCCACUGCCGCCGCUGCCGUAGAGAGAGGGCCUAUCGCGGGCCAGGGGCCGCGGGGCGAGUAGACGGCCCUCGGGAGGCCCCCCGGAGGCCCACGACGGCGGCUCAGGUGGUGUGCUGGGGGGUGGGAGUUUGGCCCUCGAAGUGACCUCCACACCCCCCCCCCCCACCACGUCCUCAGGGCCAGGCGGUGGUUGUGCACUCCUCUCGUAGCUGGAAACCAAAAAAAAAACGUACAGAAGUGGGACAUGAACAAAAAACGUAUUGAAGAUAUAUGUAGAUACCGUGUAUGUAUAUGGCGACGCUGGAUGGAUACGAAUGCGAAGGACAGCGGUUGUAUGAAGUGAGAUGGGGGAAACAGACAGAUGGCCAACGCCGGUUACAAGCGGCCCUUGGACAUGUGUCGAGGAGCGUCCGCGCGCUACUCCUGGGGCCCCCCACCCCCUCCUAAAGCGCGCAAUCACAAACAGACCCCAUAACAUUCAUCCUUCGACCUAUACCGGGCCACAACUACACAGAUUCAACGCUGUUUAUAUACGUAUACUGUAUAUAUAUAAAGACAGAAGGGAACAAACUAUUACAACAACAACAUCAACAACAACAACAACAACAAAAACAACAACAACAACAUCAACAACAACAACA
Messenger RNA from Petromyzon marinus (sea lamprey), 2134 nucleotides. RefSeq names its product heparan sulfate 2-O-sulfotransferase 1-like. Lineage: Eukaryota; Metazoa; Chordata; Hyperoartia; Petromyzontiformes; Petromyzontidae. Gene Ontology annotation, molecular function: heparan sulfate 2-sulfotransferase activity. The record is from RefSeq and is a predicted model, not a curated record. Gene Ontology annotation, cellular component: membrane.